Molecule: messenger RNA, 1616 nt
Organism: Phyllostomus discolor (pale spear-nosed bat)
Lineage: Eukaryota; Metazoa; Chordata; Mammalia; Chiroptera; Phyllostomidae
Product: putative UDP-GlcNAc:betaGal beta-1,3-N-acetylglucosaminyltransferase LOC100288842
Exons: 3
Coding region: 235-1344 (369 amino acids)
Cellular component (GO): membrane
Molecular function (GO): hexosyltransferase activity
Source: RefSeq, a predicted model, not a curated record
AGACUAGAUAAGACAAGAUGCAAACUUCAAGAAGUGCUAGGGAGAAAAAUUAAGCAAGGUAUUCCAGGACAAAAGCUCAGGACGAUUGGCCAGAAACCUUAUCCUUAAAGUCUGAGGCACAACGUACUUUGCUUCAAUUGCUGUUAUACUGGCAUGAUCCUGAGAUACAUUUGGGCAUAAUUUGCCAUCUGGACUCAGUAAUUUCAAAGGCCCUGAAAAUUGCUCACCGACAACAUGCAGGUGACAUUCUGCAGUCUUCGGACUCACCAGUGGUGUUUCAUUCUCUUUAAUGUUAUCCUAUUUCAUGCCUUGCUUUUUGGGGCUGACUUUGUGGAAGAAUACUUUCUGCAUGCUUUGCCUUAUGUAGACAUGAAAGUUCUGGAAAUUAAGGACAAGGCAAGAAAAUUGAACAUGGAGCCCCUAAGAAGUAAUCUUUCCAAAUAUUAUAUCUUGAGCCAAUCGGAGGUGUGUAAAGGGAAGAACAUAUUUUUGCUCGCUCUCAUCUUCAGUAGCCCAGGAAAUCGAACAAGACGGGACCUCAUCAGGAAGACCUGGGGUAAUGUGACCAGCGUUCAAGGGCACCCCAUUCUCACCCUGUUUGCUUUGGGGAUGCCUAAUUUGGUAACUACCCAGCAAGAGAUAGACAAAGAGUCCCAUAAGAAUAAUGACAUAAUUGAAGGAAUCUUUUUGGACAGUGCUGAGAACCAAACCCUGAAGAUCAUCACAAUGACGCAGUGGGCUGUGACUUUCUGCCCUAAUGCCCUGUUCAUCCUCAAGGUUGAUGAUGAGAUGUUUGUUAAUCUACCAAACUUGGUAGAUUAUCUUCUCAACCUGAAAGAACGCCUUGAAGAUAUCUACGUAGGAAGAGUUAUCCAUCAGGAUAUGCCCAACAGAGACCCUAGCAGCCAGGAAUUUGUCCCUCUUAGCAAGUACCCAGAAAAGUACUACCCAGAUUACUGCAGUAGUGAGGCUUUCAUUAUGUCCCAAGACGUGGCUCGGAUGAUGUAUGUGGUUUUCAAAGAAGUACCCAUUAUGGUGCCUGCGGAUGUGUUUGUAGGAAUUUGUGCCAAGUCUAUUGGCCUUAUACCCAUCCACAGUUCAAGGUUUUCUGGGAAAAGACACAUCAGAUACAACAGAUGCUGCUAUAAGUUUAUCUUCACAUCUUCAGAAAUGACAGAUGCCGAAAUGCUCUUGGCAUGGAAGGAAAUUAAUGAUGGGAAAGAAUGUACACUGUUUGAGACUUACUCCGGACUCAUUUCCUGCAAACUUCUGACAUACCUUGAUAGCUUUAAACGUUUUCAUAUUGACACCCUAAAAAACAAUGCCAUGUAUUAUGGUGAUUAGGAUGUUUUUCUUAUAGGUGUGCUCUUUUUAAAUUACCUCCUACCUUAUUAUAAAAAAAGCAUUUCUCCUUUGUGGUUAAUGUAGUUUUAAUUGUACUCGGUUGCAAAAUGUUUUUAGUGCCUUGAUAUACUACAUCAUACUGAAAUCUUAAAGAAUUUAAAUUGGCGUAGCAUGGUUCUUUUCAAAAUAAAGCCUCUUGUCCAGAGAAGUCAGAACAUUACAUUUAAUUACAACCCCAAGUCUUGUUUCUUUACAGCUAGUGAAUUUUUUUU